Messenger RNA from Staurois parvus, 295 nucleotides. NCBI's taxonomy places the organism in Eukaryota, Metazoa, Chordata, Amphibia, Anura, Ranidae. The record is from the annotation of a GenBank genome assembly.
CACAGCUGAUCACGUGAUGUGGUAAAAGGCCAAUCACAGCGGCCUUUUACCACGUGAUCAGCGGUGUCCAAUGACACGCUGAUCAGAGGGAUAUGCAAGUGCCGAGCGGGGAUCGGCACCGAUCAUCAGGUCACUGAUGAUCAGUGCCCUGAUGAUCGGUGCCCAGCAGUGCCACCCGCAAGUUCCGCCCACCUGUGCCCAGCAGUGCGCCCACCUGUGCCCAGCAGAUCACCCACCUGUGCCCAGCAGUGCACCCACCUGUGCCACUCGGCAGUGUCACACACCUGUGCCCAGA